Messenger RNA from Aphanomyces invadans, 840 nucleotides. RefSeq lists its product as hypothetical. The record is from RefSeq and is a predicted model, not a curated record. Gene Ontology annotation, molecular function: protein binding. The transcript has 2 exons. The coding region runs from base 35 to 646 and encodes 203 amino acids. Lineage: Eukaryota; Oomycota; Saprolegniomycetes; Saprolegniales; Verrucalvaceae.
GCUGGUAUAUAUUUAGCACAUCAAGGCAACGUCGAUGCGCCGCCUUGCCCCAGCGGCAACCGCGACGGCAAGCGCCAGUGCGUACUAUCAGUCCCGUUGUACGCGAAACCCUUCGGACGAAGAUGCCCUCCAUCACUUGGCAGUGCUGUGCAAGGCCUCCGGCGACACGGACGGGUACCAUCGGUACGCGCGGAUGACCUUGUUGACAAACCGAGCGACCCACGAGCACGCGAACGAGCUCGGGCUGUCGCUCCUGGCCCAAGGCAAACUCGACCAAGCGUACGACCAGUUUCGCACUGCGAUCGCAGCCGCCCCAUGCUACGGCCCAAGCCACUUGAACAUGAGCAUGGUACAAGCAAAACGCGGCAACUUACGCGAGAGCUUGGUCCAUUGUGAGGAUGCACUCAAGUACAUGCCAGGCGAUGCCGCGGUGCUACGAAACCUGGCCAAGUUGCACGAUGCGAUGGGCCGCACGGAAGCUUCCCUGGCGUACAACAAACGGGCUGCGGCGGUGGCGCCCCAUGACGCCACCCUCGCACGGACGAUUGCGCUUCAAAACGUCGCAAGGGGGGACAUCCCCCACGCCUACGACGCGUACGCCGUGCAUCGGCGAAUUCUGGGAAAAAAGGUCGACUUGAAAAUAUAAAGGCUGCUAGUUCCCCAUCAUCACCAGGGCGGACAUAGUUCAACGCUGCGAAAAACAGUCACAGGGCUGUGGUGGAUGCCAAGAUGUGCUUGAGAGAUAGAUGCACUUGCGACAGUCGCCAGCCCCAGCGCAAAGCAGCAUGCAAACCAUAGAAGAAGGGAAGCCGCGAUGCCAGAUCUCGAAGCCGUUCUCAA